Molecule: messenger RNA, 1704 nt
Organism: Penicillium egyptiacum
Lineage: Eukaryota; Fungi; Ascomycota; Eurotiomycetes; Eurotiales; Aspergillaceae
Source: the annotation of a GenBank genome assembly
AUGAAUGGAUAUUUUCCAAGUGAAGAGGAUUUGAGCAAUCUAUGCACAAGCAAUUGUCUAAGCUCCCUUCAGGACCUUCGGAGUCAACAGAUAGAAGGGUGCACUGCCGAGGAUAGCAUCACAACAGGGGGGCUGGGCUUCCCUCCCACAUUGACGCUGGAUCAACUUAUCUUCACUUACCACUACAUCUGCAUCAAGGACGAAUCAUCUAAAUUCUGUGCACCACAGAUUGAAAACUGGCUGAAUUCUUCCACCGGAAUGACAGCGGCGCAGAAUUGUUCAACUUGCUUUCUUGGUACUUUGCAAACAGAGCUUGACUCGUACUUUGGGUACAACGAAGAACUGGCCGAGGAAUUCUCUUCUCUGACGUCAAGUUGUUCUAAAACCAACUACCCAGUCACCUCACCGCCAGUGUACACUGUUGUUCCUUCAGCAACAGCUAGUAUCUCUGUUACUUCAACUGUCUCUUCCAUUUCCUCUUCGGCCACCCCAACUGCCGAUUGCGCUGAGCAUUACACCAUCCAAGCAGGUGAUACGUGCUAUUCAAUCAGCACGAAAUUCAAUUCCUCUACACAUGAGCUGCUUUACAAAAACGAUCUGCCGGCUUAUUGUGCUGGCUUUCCUUCUACAGGCACUGCGCUCUGCAUCCCUGAAGCAUGUGAUAUCUACACAGUGCAGGAGGAUGACACAUGCUACAGCAUUAUGGUUGCGCACGAUUAUGCAUUCACUGUGACCCAACUCAUUUCUUGGAAUCCCAAUAUUAACCGGGAGUGCAGCAAUGUGAACCAGUUGGUAGGUUCUCAGAUUUGCCUGAGCUUCGAGAAAGGAGCCGCACCCACUGUUUCCUCAUCGGCCGCAAUUACCAUUGCUCCCAUUCCUACAUCUCUUGCCGAUGGGACAAACACUCGGUGUGCCGAGUAUCACCAAGUGGCUACCAACGAGACCUGCAGCUUAAUCACAGUGAAGAUGGGUAUCAGUCCGCUAGACUUUUACUUUCUGAACCCAGAAGUCAACUCAACAAGCUGCAACAACUUGAUACCGGGAGAAUCUUACUGUGUGAAGGCAGUUGGAGAUAUAAACACUUAUUCCGGCUAUGGGGGCGUCAGUCAGACUAAGUGUAUUCACCACGGCACUGUUGCCAGCUCAUGCUUGGCAACCACCACCUUGCCGACAGACACCUACUGGGACUUUCCUUCAGUUAUGAAUGCGACCAGUACGUCCACGAGCAUGGCCGCCUAUACCACUCUGUCCAUUGCAUCGGGAACGGUGUCUAAUUGUGCUCAGUACGAGCAAUAUUACGACCCUGGGGUCAACAGGUCCAAUACUGUGAACACAUGUGACUACAUAGCCUACUUUAUUGGGAUUACAGUCGAUGAGCUGUUGCAGCUGAACCCUUCCCUCACAUAUAACGACUCAAACCCAAGCGCUUGCUCCUUGCAGAAGGGCUACCGCUACUGUUCGCCAACCACCAUCGGUGUGACCCACUCAGCUAGUACCGGAAUAACAACACCCACGCCGACUCAAUCUGGCAUGGUCAGAAACUGUAACAAGUUCUAUGAUGUUGUGAAGGGGGACGGAUGCUAUGAUAUCGCGGCUGCCAACUCUAUCAGCUUGAAUGAUUUCUACAAGUGGAACAUUGGUGUGAAGAAUGAUUGCUCUGGCUUGCAACCUGAUUUCUAUGUCUGCGUUGGUCUCAGUGGUUGA